GUUGCCACGACGCAGAGCGCAGACAGACAGACGAGUAUCCAGCGGACGGACUGCCCCGGUCUGUCCCCCCUAAACUUUUCUCACCAUGAGUGCUGUGGCCUCAGAGAGCGUGUUUUUGUCUGCUUUACAGCCCAACACUUCGGUCACCACCUACGCCCUCCCGUCGGACACCCAGCUCGGGAAUGGAGGCUUCGUGUCGGACGAGGUGGCGAGAGCGCGGCGCGUCCAGCAGCAGGUCCAGCUGAGGAUGGCCGAGAAGUCCACACUUCCGCGUCAGAAUGGAUCGGCCUCACAGUACGCCAUGUCAGACUAUGGCAGUUCAUCAACAGUAAAAUACAACACCUUCACUCCAAAUUUCACUGCUAAAUCCGCCUUUAUGUACAAUGGCUCCAAAACAAUGGGUCCACGUGUAUCCCAGAGAACAGGCUUCAGCGCCCGAUCUGCUGGUGCAGAGCUGUCCCAGUACCCCAGAAUGAGCAUGGUGGGUGGAAUGGCAGGUGGUGGCAGCGGCGGCGGUUAUUAUCAAGAAGACAUACGCAUGGGCAACUACCAAGGGAGCAUGAGAGCGCAGACCCAAAUGGAACCAGAAACCUUCUCUGUGCAAUCAAUGCGACAGCAGACAGCGCAGGUGAAUCCCUGGAUGCUCGAUGGCAGCGAUGCUGCCAGUAUGGUCUCCGACCGGGACGCCGGCUUCAGCCACCAGUACGCUCACAGCGCCGUUAACGGCUACACAGGCCAGGUGAGGCAAGGAAGCACCAUGACCUUUCAGUCACCCAUGCGCCGAUCUCUUAGUGGCACUCUUUCCCGUGGCGGAGGCAUGUCAAUGGGAGGGGCAGAGAUCAUCCAGCAGCAGUCCUUCAAAGGCCCAGCCCACCGCACCAUCAGCAGGAUUACAAACCGAAACCGGAUGAGCAUGGGCUCCAUGUCUGGGACCAUGCAGCAGCCGGCGAUGUCCUCCAGUGGCAGCACCUAUGGAGGAGGAGGAGGACAAGGAGGUUUCAUUGUGUCCUCCGGUUCCCAGGGGAACCUAUUGAUGCAGCGCCCGGGCACCCUGUCCCGUGCUAUGUCCAUCAAAAGCAUGCACAGUGUGGGCAGGGGCAUGGACAUCUUUGAUGGACAGAUGGAGAUGGGAGCCAGCAUGGGCAACCUUAGCGGGAUCAACUCCUUGGACAUGCCCACAGCGGUGCAAAACCUGAGAGAGCCCGACCCUGAGCUGCAGGUCCUGGGUGCUGCGUACAUUCAGCAUCAGUGCUACAAUGACAGCGACUCCAAAGAGGAGGUGCGUCGCCUGCAUGGCAUUGGUGAACUGGUGAAGCUGUUCAACAGCGACAACCAGGAGGUGCGGCGUUACGUCACUGGCGCCACGCGCAACCUCAUCUAUGAGAACAUGGAGAACAAGACAGCCCUGAUCGAUGAGGGCGGCAUCUCAGAGCUGGUUAAGGCGCUCAGCGAGCCAGAUGAUGAGCUCCACAAAAACAUCACAGGUAUCCUGUGGAAUCUUUCAUCCAAAGACAACCUGAAGGAGAAACUGGCCAGGGAGGCACUUCCUGAGCUUACAGAUAAGAUCCUCAUCCCCCUGUCCGCCAAAGAGAUAGAGGAUGCGGAGAAGACUGUCGACGAAGAGUCCAAGAAUAACUCACAGUCCCACUCUCAGGCAGAAAUCUUCUGUAACACCACAGGAUGCCUCAGGAAUCUGAGCUCAGUGAACGAAAAGACCCGUCACAUAAUGAGAGAAAGAAAGGGGCUGGUGAGCUCCUUGGUGGACUAUAUCAGGGCCUGCCUCGAAAAGAACAAGACAGAAGACAAGGGGGUGGAGAAUGCAAUGUGUGUCCUGAGGAACCUUUCCUACCAGCUAUACAAUGAACUUCCUCCAUCUGUUGCAUUGCGCCUGGAAGGAAACAGCAGAGCCGAUGCCACAAAGAUGGGGGAAACCGUGGGCUGCUUCCCGUCUCGGAGCAAAAAUGCUAAAAAAAGCCAGACCAACUUCACUUUCUCCGAGGUCUCACGGCAGCCAAAGGACAUGGAGUGGCUGUGGCACCCUCAGAUCGUGUCAGUGUACAACCGAGUGCUGCAGACGUGUGAGACUAAACACGUCACCCGCGAGGCGGCAGCUGGAGCUCUGCAGAACAUCACAGCUGGAGACAAGAGGUGGGCUUCAGCGCUGAGCUCGGUGGCUCUGGAACAGGAACGGAUGCUGCCGGUGGUGCUCGAUCUCCUAUCGACCAAAAAUGAUCUCGAGCUGCGCUCUCUCACGGGCUUCCUCCGAAAUCUGUCCCGCCACACCAGCAACAAAGACAACAUGGCCACAAAGACGGUGAACCAACUGGUGGAAAAGUUGCCUGAUGACGGACACCAGAAGGAGCCCUCCAGCGAGGUGGUGGUCAACAUCUGUGGUAUUCUCAAUAACCUGGUGACCAGCAGCUCUCUGGCUGCCAGAGACAUCAGCUUCUUCAAUGGCCUCCCCAAACUGAUGGCCAUCAAGAACUCGCAUGACCACAGUCCUGGAAAGUUGAAAGCAGCCAAAGCAGCAGCGACAGUUCUCACCAACAUGUUUCACUACAAGAAACUGCACAAACAAUACAGAGAGAAAGGGUUUUCGAAAGAGGAUUUUAUAGACAAUACACUCUAAGAACAAAGGCAAUGUUGUGCAGGUUCACUGUUACAACAGUGAACAGUCCUGAACUCGACCAGCAAUCUGGGAGAAGUCUUUUUACUACUCAGAGAUAACAUCAGCUCAGUCUUUAUCUACCAUACUUUGAUAAGAACAUGAACACGUGUUGGAUGGACGAUCUACCUUAACGGAAAAAGGAUUUCUUGUAUUUUUUAAAACUCGAUGGACAUCAGUACAGUGCAAGAUUUGUGGAUCCAGGACGAUUAAUGGACUCUGAUCAAACGUGUGCACCUUAACCAUUUCCUCUCUUUGUUUGAACACUGUAUGCAUGUUUAGUGUGUAAUCAGGGAUUUCUUUUCUGUCAGAGCAGCAUGUAUUUCCACGACACAACUGUCGAAACAGUUUUUAACACUGUUGAUGGACAAUAUGGUGUAGUCUUGUGCCUUAUCUUCUGUCAUUUCUCGGUUGAAUGCAACACACGUGGUACUAACAUGAUAUUUUUGUAAAUAUUGCUUUUUUCUUUUACACAAAAAAAUCAGAUAAAAUGUUUUGUAUACUGCAGCGCUUUGUUUUUGUAGUUUUCAGAUAGAUUAUAUCUGUUUAUAAGAGUCAGAAUUAUAAGGUUACGUUUGAAUGUAAACCAGAGAUUUAUAGUAAUUUGGAUGUAAAUAAAUUUGUUUAGGGGAUUGUGAUACAGCCACUUUUAUAUUUACUCUUGCUUUAAAGUUGCAAAAUCUCAAUCUUGCCAUGUCUAACGCUGUCAUUUGUAAUCGCUUGGUUUGAUAAAUUGCGUGUAUGAAACACAGGGGUGAAACAAUGCUGUUCUAACUUUGUUGUAGAGCAAAUUUUGAAAAGAAUUUUAGUAUUUGAGGUCUUUUUUAUGUGCUUAUGAAUGGUAAAUUGCUAAGUUGAACAUUUUUUAGAAUUGAACCCCAGUAAAAAGCAGAAAUCUAGUAAGACUUCUUAAAAAAAAAUACAGAUUUAUGCUUGGAGUUGUAACAAUUACUGCCAUGUAGCGCUAACGUUGACCUUGUGUUUGUGUGUGGGUAAUUAAAAACACUGGCAGUUGUUUUUGUUUUUUGCCGUUAUGUUGUAUACAGGCAAAUGUAUAAUGUGGAUAUUUUACAGCUAAUAAAGAGACACAUUUGGAAAUGAA
This is a messenger RNA of Acanthochromis polyacanthus (spiny chromis), 3767 nucleotides long. RefSeq names its product plakophilin 3a (gene pkp3a). Gene Ontology annotation, molecular function: cadherin binding. Gene Ontology annotation, biological process: cell-cell adhesion; cell-cell junction assembly. The record is from RefSeq and is a predicted model, not a curated record. The transcript has 13 exons. The coding region runs from base 86 to 2629 and encodes 847 amino acids. Gene Ontology annotation, cellular component: adherens junction; nucleus; cytoplasm. NCBI's taxonomy places the organism in Eukaryota, Metazoa, Chordata, Actinopteri, Pomacentridae.